This is a messenger RNA of Synchiropus splendidus (mandarinfish), 3230 nucleotides long. It is a transcript of the gene ubash3ba, whose product is annotated as ubiquitin associated and SH3 domain containing Ba. The coding region runs from base 408 to 2336 and encodes 642 amino acids. Lineage: Eukaryota; Metazoa; Chordata; Actinopteri; Syngnathiformes; Callionymidae. The record is from RefSeq and is a predicted model, not a curated record. Gene Ontology annotation, molecular function: protein binding. The transcript has 14 exons.
AUGUGACUUUUCCACCAUCCGCCUCUCGCUCGACACUUUCCGUCUCACCGGGCUGCACUCGGCUGAAUAAUUCUGGUCCCGGACGGGAGCGGGAUCCGUUCCAGCGGAGGAGGGGAUGAUUUGACCCUGAUUUCCUGAAACGCUGUCCAUUCAUAAGCGGCACUCCAGAGGAAGUGGAGCAUCGAAGUUCUCUUCUCCACCGGACCGGAUGCCAGCGCGAUGCAGUCAUGACCGUCCGGAGCAGUGAGCGCGGCCACGGUUGACGGGCGGCCACCUCCCAUGGCUGACCCCUCUGCUGGAGGAAGACCGACCGAACCGGAGCCGCGGGAGCGACGCCGCGGUGGCGUCUUCAUGUUGAAUGACGUUUGAGAAUCGAGUUGGUCAGAGGAGCAGCAGCAGCAGCAGCGAUGGCCGCUAAAGAAGAGCUGUACGCCAAAGUGACCCCGCGCAGGCAGCGCCAGAUCCGACCCAACACCAUCAAACACGGCUCCACUCUGGACGUGCUGCUGUCCAUGGGCUUCCCCAAGACCAGGGCCCUGAAAGCUCUGGUGUCCACCGGAGGGAAGAACGUCCAGGCGGCCUGUGACUGGCUCUUCUCCCACGUGGACGACCCCUUCCUGGACGACCCGCUGCCGCGGGAGUACGUGUUGUACCUGCGACCCAGCGGCCCGCUCCUGCAGCAGCUGUCCCACUUCUGGCAGCAGUCUCGCGUCUCCUGCGGCAAGAAUAAGGCUCACAACAUCUUCCCUCACAUCACCCUCUGCCAGUUCUUCAUGUGUGCUGACGGGAAGGUAGAAGCUCUGGCUGACGCCCUCCAGACCACCGUGACCAACUGGAAGGGUCGUCUGCCGACACCCCUCCCGUUGGAGCUCUACACUUCCGCCUCAUUUAUCGGCCUGUUCGUGGAGGAGCAGGUCGCUGAGGUUCUCAAGAACUUCUCAGCAGAUUUCGCCACAGAAGCCGCGGCCAAAGCAGACGUUCACGUGGAGACCCACAAGAAGCAACUUCACGUCACGCUGGCGUACCACUUCCAGCCGAGUCACCUUCCCGCCCUGGAGAAGUUGGCCAAGAACGUGGACCUGUCUUCAGGGUGCGACUGGCUGGCCGUGCUGCUCUCCAGGGACAUCCGCUUUGCUAAUCACGAGACGCUCCAGGUCAUGUACCCAUACGUGCCUCAGAAUGACGACGAGCUGGAGCUGGCUCCUGGAGACUUCAUCUUCAUGUCUCCAGUGGAGCAGAGCACGGCCAGUGAGGGCUGGGUGUACGGAACCUCGCUGGGGACUGGACUGUCGGGCCUUCUGCCCGAGAAUUACGUCAACCGAGCCGACGAGUCUGACACCUGGGUGGUCCACGGGUCUCACUCCAUCCUGAACUGUGCCUCUCCCUCCAACUCUGCCAGCACCAUGAGCGGCUUGUUGUCAGACGGACAGCCGGGCGACAGUUUGCUGGACAGUCUGGUGGAAUCUCCACACCUCACCAGCCUCUGCCCCCCCAUGCAGGUGACUAGAGCCCCGGGUGCUUCGUCACUGGCCAAGAUGAAGCUGUUUGUUUGCCGGCACGGAGAGAGGAUGGACGUGGUGUUUGGGAAGCACUGGGUCACGCAGUGUUUCGACUCCAAAGGUCGCUACGUUCGCUCCAAUCUCAACAUGCCGUCCAGCCUUCCUGCCCGGAGUGGAGGUCACCGAGACUUUGACAAAGACUGUCCCAUUACUGUCUUUGGCUCCACUCAGGCCCGUCUUGUUGGUGAAGCCCUUUUAGAAAGUCACACCACCAUCGACUUUGUGUACUGCUCCCCUUCUCUUCGCUGCGUCCAGACGGCUCAGCACAUCCUGCAGGGCCUUCAACAAGACGGAAAGACUAAAAUCCGCAUUGAGCCUGGAUUGUUUGAGUGGACCAAGUGGGUUUCAGGCACAUGUUUGCCCACCUGGAUCCCCCCGACUGAGCUGGCCGCCUCCAACCUCAGUGUGGAUACAACAUACAGACCUCAUAUUCCCGUAAGUAAGCUGGUGGUGUCCGAGUCCUACGAAACUUACAUCAGCCGGAGCUUCCAAGUGACCAGAGAGAUCCUGACCGAGUGCAAAAACCUGGGAAACAAGGUCCUGAUUGUAGCCCACGCUUCCUCCCUGGAGGCCUGCACUCGGCAGAUUCAGGGUCUCAGUCCCCAAAACUCCAAGGACUUUGUCCAAGUCGUCCGGAAGAUUCCAUACUUGGGGUUUUGCGCCUGUGAAGAGCUGGGAGAGACCGGAGUUUGGCAGCUGGUUGACCCGCCCAUCUUGCCUCUGACUCAUGGACCAAAUCAUAGUUUUAACUGGAGGGAAAUGCUCAUGCAAGACUGAAGGAUGAGGCUUAUUAUGGCCUGUGCGCAACCGUGAGCUGCAGAAACUAUAUUUAUUUUUAAAUGCACAUUGCUACAAAUGCAGCCCAAAUACCAAAAGACAAAAAAAAACACAUCUGGCUUCCAUCAAAGGCAUUUUGAAACGACCUAGAUCCAGCUGUUCAGAUGCAAAGCUCAGGAAUGGUAAGAUACACAGAGGUUUGUUGUUGCCCACGAGGCCCCGAAUGAUAAUAAUAGAAUUAUAGUAAUCAUGUCUGCUGAUAAUUUGGGGUCAAAUUUCCUAUCUUUUACUGCCCUUUUUCUGCCGCCUCUCACACUGUGAUAAGAAAUAUUUUGCAUAUUUCAGAAACGUUACUACAAGCCUGGUAAGAACUAGCACAAGAAACUUUGACAAUCAUCAGAGAAGUUUAAAUCUUCCUGGUGUAACGUGUAGCUGUCUACACACGAUUGAUUCAUGAAGUAACUAUGAAGUCAUUUUUCUCUUUAUUAUUAUUAUUGCUUUUGUGACAGUCGCCAGUAGAUCAAGUAUCUAUCACACACGUAUUAUAAAGCACAGAAUGGUUUUCAGUCGGAUUAAGUUACUAAAUUAAUAAUUAAGCUGCAUUUAUUUACCUGUAUUAUUUGUAAACAAAACAGGGACAUUUUUAUUUCAUAUGAUUUUGGUGCUUAGUGCUUGUGUCAGCUACUGGCUGUUUCACUGAAGAUGCUUUUGACGCUCUGAAAACUGAAUAAAGCAAGAUUUUCAAACCCUACAGCACAUUCCUGUGAGCUGUUGCCUUUAGUUUUGUCUGCGGUGAAUUUUCAGGAGAUGAGAAAAUUCAGGUUUUGUCCAUGUUUAAGUUAAGAGAACGUGUUGCGGAGAUCUGUCGUUCUACAUUAGAUGAAGAUUUGUUUU